AUGGUGCGAACUCUCUGGAGCCGAGUCAAUGUAUCGCAGCUGGACUUGGCCCUGCCUCCCUCGAUGCCCCGGCCGUGGCUCAUGGCUUCUGGAAGUGGUCCGAGCUGCACCCAAGCUGAAUGGGACGGUGAUCCUCAGGAUGCCUACGAGGUUGCUUGCAUGGAGCUGGCUGCCUUCCUUGCGUGGCUCAUUUCGCAGGCUCGUGCUCGCAGCGCUGCGGAGGUCUUUGCCGAUCUUCGGCACAGGCCCGGCCUGCUGGCUGAGGUGGCAAGCUCCUGGACCAGACUUCCGGAUGACACCAAAAUCGACUGGAUACCUUCUGAUCACUGCUCUUUCCUGGCUGACGUGCUGGGCGUCCCAAAGUCCGUGAAGGUGCCCAUGGUGCCCUUCAGACACAGCAAGGAAGAAGGCUUCGAGAAUGUUCCGAGCUGGGUGCCCCAACGGCGGCUGCGGCGGAAGACCUGUGCCACGCCAGGUGCUCACCGUCUUGCCAAAGCUCUGGCAGAAGAGCCCGACACGGGCGGUCGCGGAAUUCAUUCGAAUGGAGUGUGUUGA
This is a messenger RNA of Symbiodinium natans, 555 nucleotides long. Lineage: Eukaryota; Dinophyceae; Suessiales; Symbiodiniaceae. The record is from the annotation of a GenBank genome assembly.